UGCCCAAUUGUCACCAAGUGCAAAGAGCCCCUCGCUUGGUCUAUAUCCCCCUCCAAGGUCAAAGACCAAAGCAGAUCUUCUCUCUAUUCACUCAUCCCGGCAGAGAUUCGAGAUUUGAUCUUUACCUUCGCUCUCCAAGACACAACAUCCUGUCCCAUAGACCGCGAGCCUGCAACACCCAACGAUCCAGGGAUCCGUCGAGAUCGCUAUUUCCACCGUGGAAGCUGGCGAAAAGCCUUUUUCUAUCCGUCCGACAUCGCCUUCAACCUCCUCCUGACAUGCAAAGCGGUGUAUCUGGAGACAUACGACAAGCCGCUGCGUGUAAACCCCUUUAUCAUCACCGAACUCACCGACCAGGUCAAAAGGCAUCUCUUACUGCCCUGGCAAUUCGCACAGAUAACGCGACUGGAUAUUAAACUCCCACAAAUGAGUCUGGAAAACGGAGGGCUAAGAAACGCAUUGAAAAAGUGGGAAGCACAGGCUCGACAUGAAAAUUGCUACGUUGUUCCCCGGCAAGCUCUUAUCCUCCAGGAUUUUGAUGACAGCAAGACUGGAGACUACCCCAUUUCCUUUGACAACGUCCUCAUACCUGCUAUUACAAAUACACCCAAAAAACGACCCCAGCCCAUCAAUGACGUGCUAAGUCACGCAUUCGUCAAAGAGAUUAGCGCGCAGCCUUGUUCAUCCAGCUCGCGCGUUUGCCUUGCGGGCAAGAUAACUCAUCUUACUCUACGCCUCACAGCUCAAGACUGGUGGACAUGGACCGAUGACCCAGCCUCC
Bipolaris oryzae ATCC 44560 is the source of this 780-nucleotide messenger RNA. RefSeq lists its product as uncharacterized. The transcript has a single exon. The record is from RefSeq and is a predicted model, not a curated record. The annotation marks the transcript as partial. NCBI's taxonomy places the organism in Eukaryota, Fungi, Ascomycota, Dothideomycetes, Pleosporales, Pleosporaceae.